AUGAACGUGGGCCGCACCCAGCGUGCACGCGAGAAGAAAAAGGAUGAGAAGCGGAAGGGCAAGAAGACCAAAGAGGCGCCAGCGCCGGUCAGACAGGCUGAAUCUAGCCGCAGGUGGGGCAAAGGCAUCCUCAUGCUGCUGGCUGCAGCCGUGCUGCAGGCGUUGGUGGGCUUGGCGAUGCUACAGAGCAAGGGAGAGGCCGAGAGCACAGAGGAUUUCCUGGUCACAGGUGGCGUGGCAGGUCCGUUGGCAGUUUUCGCGGACCCAGAUGCGCCUUUUGUGGUGGAGACCCAAGAUUCAGGCGGCCGGAUUUCCGUGCUGGACCCGGGCGACCUUGCAGUACUGGUCAUCUCCAGUGGCCGCAAGGUUUGGCUCUUGCGGGCGACGCUCCAAUCACUGUCCCGUGUCGAUGGUUUACGACCCGGCAACGUCUUGGUCUUCUUGGGGUCUUGGAGCUCCCAGGCGGCAGUCCAGGAGUUCGGCUUCCCCUGA
Durusdinium trenchii is the source of this 492-nucleotide messenger RNA. Lineage: Eukaryota; Dinophyceae; Suessiales; Symbiodiniaceae. The record is from the annotation of a GenBank genome assembly.